UGCGCCGUGUGGUAGUGCGGCGCUCCAGCGGGAGCCUGGCUCCGGGGAGAAUGGCGGCGUGGGCUGGCUGGCUGCCUGGCUGCCUUUUCCGCCGCUGACUCUGUGAGCAGCCGAGGGGGAGAGGAGUGACGCCAGCACCGUGUGUCAUCAGCGGGGCCUGCCGCCGCGGCAACCUCGGCCGCCGAAUCGCAGUGCAGUUGCUGAGGGGGGCGGCGGCCCGUUGCCAUGGAAACCUCCGUCCACAGGCAGGGCAAGAAGCCGCUGCGGGUGAAGGUAAUCACCCUGGGCAGUACUGAGGUGGGCAAGAGCUGUAUUAUCAAGCGAUACUGUGAGAAACGAUUUGUCUCAAAAUACAUGGCGACUAUUGGAAUUGAUUAUGGAGUUACAAAGGUUCAGGUGAGGGAUCGGGAGAUUAAAGUUAACAUCUUUGACAUGGCGGGUCAUCCAUUUUUCUACGAGGUGCGCAAUGAGUUUUACAAAGAUACUCAGGGGGUUAUCCUGGUUUACGAUGUUGGACAUAAAGAAUCCUACAAUGCACUGGAGAACUGGCUUGCUGAGAUGAAGCAGGAGCUUGGACCUCAUGCAAACCUGGAGAACAUUGUUUUUGUUGUCUGUGCUAAUAAGGUGGACUGUGGGAAGCGCCGUGUGAUUGACGAGAGCGAGGGACGGCUCUGGGCUGAGAGCAGGGGAUUCUACUACUUUGAAACCUCAGCACAGUCCGGAGAGGGAAUCAAUGAGAUGUUCCAGACUUUCUUCUCUUUGAUCCUUGACUUGUGUGAGAACGGUAAACGGCCUCAGAGCAGCCUUAGCCUGGGCUUUACCAAAGAGCAGGCUGACACCAUCCGCAGGAUACGGAACAGCAAGGAUAGUUGGGAAAUGCUGGGAAUGAAGCCAGGGGCAUCCAGGGAUGAGGUAAACAAAGCUUAUCGAAAGCUGGCCAUGCUCCUUCACCCAGACAAGUGCCUCGCCCCGGGAAGUGAAGAUGCCUUCAAAGCAGUUGUCAAUGCACGGACUGUGUUACUGAAAAACAUCAAGUAAGAAUAAAGUGACGAUUCUGAAACCAGAUAAGAAGCAUCAUCUCCAUAGGCUGAAUGUUACACUACCUAUACUUGAGAUUUCAGUGGAAGUAAUUACGUUAUUUAAUAUUUGGUGUGCGUGUAGGACAAAUAAACAUGAAUGCUUACAUUGAUUUGCACAAUCAAUCUUCGCUGAUCCAUGGCCUUGUAAUCGGAGGCAAGCAGUAACCAAGUCCUCUGAGGGGGCAGUGGUCUGUGUGGUGAGAUGAAGAACACCUAUCAAAUGGACGUGCUUUUGCAGGGUGGGAUGUUUUCCAGGCCAACACAGGUAGGCUUUGAAAAUGCACUUCACCAAAUACUUCAAGCUGAACUGAUGAAUCUGGGACAUUGGUGCUUGCCAUUCUUUUCAUGUCCAUGCUAAUGAAGUCUGUUCUGACAAUGGUUCAUUGAACUCAGAUAUCUGUAAAUAUCUAUCUGAUGGCAUAAACACUGAUUUCUCCUUCUGGUAAUUUAUUUCCUUUCCCCUUCACUCUUCUUUUAUUCCCCAUUCUGGCCUCUUGCCUGCCUAUCAUCUCUCUCUCUGGUGUCCCUCCUCCUCUUUCUCCCAUAGUCCACUCUCCACUCCAAUCAGAUUCCUUUCUUCUCCAGCACUUUACCUUUCCCACACACUUGGCUUCAUCUAUCACCUAUCAGUUUGUCCUUCUUCCCCAACCCCUCCUUUUUAUUCGGGGAUAUACCCCUUCUUGCCCAGUGUUGAUGAAGGGUCUUGGCCCAAAACAUCGACUGUUCAUGCAUCUCCAUAGAUGCUGUCUGAGCUGCUGAGUUCCUCCAGCAUUCUGUGUGUUCUGGAUUUCCAGUAUAUGUAGAAUCUUUUGUGUUGAUUCAUUUCCAUCGGUGCUGCCUGACCUGCUGAGUUCAUCCAGUAUUUUGUGUGCGUUAUGCUGGAUUUCUAGCAAAGUUCGAAAUACAAUGUAAAAUUAUUAUCAAAGUACAUAUAUGUCAUCAUAUACAAUCCUGAGACAAACAGGCAGUUUUCUCUGGAGCGGUGGAAGCUGAGGGGAGAUCUGAUAGAGGUUUAUAAGAUUAUGAGAGGCGUAGGUGGAGUAAAAAGGCAAUAACUUUUUCCCAGGUUUGAAAUGUCCAAUGCCAGAGGACAUGGAUUUAAGGUGAGAGGAUGUAAUUUCAAAGGAGAUGUGACGGGCAAAUGUUUUACACAGGGAGCAGUGGCUGCCUGGAAUGCGCUGCCUGCAGUGGUGGUAGCAGCAGAUACAUUAGGGACUUUUAAGAGAAGUUUAGAUAGGCACAUGAAUGUGAGGAAAAUGGAAUGAUAUGGACAUUGUGUAGACAGAAUGGAUUAGUCUAGUUGUGUAUCUGAUUACUAAUUGAAUUGGUUUGGCACAAUAUUGCGGGCCAAAGGGCCUUUUCCUGUGCUCUACUGUUCUAUGUUCUAGUUGCCAAUGACAGCUGUAUUCUGUGAUACUUUUGCUUCAGUGUGAUCUGUUUUUCCCUGUAGUUCCCAUUCUGCCACUCUUUUAGGUUGUUCUGAGUUAACAAAACUCAUUGAUUAUUUUUCCCUAUGGGUAUCUUUUUAUGUAUGUGGCAAUAAAUCCAUUCCAUUAACCAACAUUAUUUUAUUGAGUUGGAAUCUUUUGGAGUCUUUUGACCUUGUGUUGCAAUGUCAAGAUUUGAAGAAGACUAAGGAAGGAAGAAGGUCCUUUGGGUGGAGGCUUGAGUUGCGACCCUACACUUUGGAGCAUUGCUGACAACACAAUAAACUGAAGGUAAGAUGUGUUGAGGAACAUUUUGUGGGAUAUAUUGUAUAAUCAGUAGUUCGAAACACAAACUGCUUUGCAUUGUAGAACAACUGGGGAGAAAAUCCAAAAAUCUGAGAUGCAAAGGGACUUGAGAGUCCUUGUGUAGAACACCCUGAAGGUUGGCGAAUGGAACGUUUGAAAGGAUUUUUGGAGAGGAGGCAUUUUACUACUCGGGAUAAAGAGAGGCAAGACUGCACAGGCACAUGACGUCAGUCAGUAGAGAGCAGGAAGAGUUUAAAAAGGCAAGGAUUCUUCAGUGGUUGUAGAUUCGAAGCAAGAAGGCUGCGAGUGGAAUGUCUGAAAGGAUUUUCUGAGAGAAGGCAUUUUACCACUCGCGGUAAAGAGAGGCAAGACUGCACAGGCGCAUGACGUCAACCAGUGGAGAGCAGGAAGAGUUUAAACAGAAGACCACCGUUUAUAGCAGGCAGCGUUUGGAGCGGGCAGCGGAGUGGCAGGGUAGCAGAGUGAGAGGGCUUUGGCGAAGAAGGGUCAAGUUGAAGAACUGAUUUGCGGAGAUUCACAGAUGACGGCCUUCGACUUCCCCAGUGGGCUCUUCUCUUUCUCCCGUGGUCCUCCUCCGCUAAUAUCGGUUGCUCUGUCGUGGCAGGUGAACCCAGACUCAUGCCAAGCUCCUCCUGUGCCAUGUGGGAAAUCAGGGAGGCUGACAGUGUCCCUGAAGACUACAUGUGCAGGAAGUGUGUCCAGCUGCAGCUCCUGAUAGACCAUAUGGUGACACUGAAGCUGUGCAUGGACUCACUUUGGAGCAUCUGAGAUGCUGAGAAUAUUGUGUAUGGCACAUUUAGUGAGUUGGUCACACCGCAGUUUAAGGAUCUAAGGAAAGAUAGGGAAUGGGUGACCAACAGGAAGAGUAGUAGCAGGAAGGUAGUACAGGAAACUCCUGUGGCCAUCUCCCUCCAAGACAGAUAUACCAGUUUGGAGACAAUGGGGGGAGAUGGCUCAUCAGGUGAAGGCAGCAGUAGCAGUGAUCAUGGCACCGUGGGUGGCUCUGCUACACAUGAGGGCAAGAAAAAGAGUGGCGGAGCUGUGUGGUAGCGGAUUCCAUGGUAAGGGGAAUAGAGAGGAGCUUCUGUGGCUGCAAAUGGGACUCCCGUAUGGUGUGUUGCCUCCCAGGUGCAAGGGUCAGAGAUGUCUUGGAGAGGCUUCAGGGCAUUCUGAAAGGGAAGGAUGAGCAGCCAGCUGUCGUGGUGCAUGUAGGGACUAACGAUAUAGGAAGAAAGCGGGAUGAGGUCCUACAAGCUGAAUUUAGGGAGCUAGGAGAUAAAGAGUAGGACCUCAAAGGUACAGUCUUUGAGUGUUUUGGAGAAAGUUAGAAAGAUGGUUAAAGAGAAUCGGGCAAUGGACAUUAUGUGGACCUGGGUAAAGCAUUUGACAUGGUUGCUCCUGGCGGGCUGAUUCAGAAAGUUAAAUUGCAUGAACCUUGUACUGAGUUGGUGGGUAGAAUUUGUUUGGUCAUAGAAGACAGUAGUCAUGGAGAGAAAGUUAGACCACCUGGAUUCAGGGCCCUUCCGUCUACCUUGUCCAUCCCAAUCAGCUUGCCUUUCUGAGCUCGCCUUCUGCAUUUAGCCCAAACCACUCUAAAUGUAAGACCAUCACCAGCUUCAAUCAGCCCAGCUGUAGAGCCUCAGAAUGCAGCCAUGAAUGAGGUAAUGAGUUAAGCCAAUUCUUCAAUAGGUUUGAUGAUUGCCCUCCUGUUCCCACCUGACACCAGUCUAGGUGCGAGACACCCAAUGUUCCAUCAGCACCAAAGCCUCCCCUCCUCCCUCCUCCCCCCUCCAGUUCAACAUAUGGAUGAACUGUCUACAUACCCUCCUUGCCCUGAUCAUCCACACCUCCUCAUAUUGUCCCGUUCUUCACCUCACCCAGCCCCCGCCUUCCACCUACUCCCCAGUCAUCAUGGACUCACCUUCACUACUGAGCAGGUGAGAAGGGCUCUGGGCAAACUCAGACAUGGUAAAGCAUUGAGACCAGAUGGUGUGAACCCCAAGGUCCUGAAAGAGUGUGCUGAGCAGCUGUGUGGAGUUCUCCAGCACAUUUUCAAAUUGAGUCUCAGCCUGGAAAAGGUCCCAACUGUGAAAAACAUUAUCUGUGGACCCAGUACUCAAGAAGACCCAAAAGUCUUGAAUGACUACCAUCUAGAGGCUCUGACCUCACACACUAUGAAGACCCUAGAGAAGGUGGUCCUGGCUCACCUCCAACCCUCAAUCAGCCCUCGAUCCCCUGCAAUUUACCUAUAGGAACACAUUGAAGUCAACGAUGCUGUCGUCUACCUGCUGAACAGAGCUUACUCAUAUAUGGAUAAACAGGGCAGAACUGUGAGGAUCUUCUUUCUCGAGUGCUUUCGAUACCAUAUAGCCCUAAUUGCUGGGGGAAAAGCUCUGUUCAAUGCAGGUUGGCAUUUCCAUUGUAUCCUGGAUAAUGGGUAACCUGACUGGCAGACCACAGUUCAAGCAGCUCUUCAGAGCUGUGUAUCAUACAUGGCUAUAAGCAGUACGGGGAACUUACAAGGGACUGUAUUGGCUCCCUUCCUGUCUCUUUAUACCUCGGACUUUAGAUAGAACACUGAGUCACGUAAUUCUCUGAUGACUCAGCAAUAGUUGGUGUAUAAAGGAAGGACAGGAGGAUGAAUACAGGGCCCUGGUGGAGGACUUUGUCAAAUAGUGCAAGCUGAAUCACCUGCAGCUCAACAUUAGGAAGACAAUUGUGAUGGACUUCAGGAAAACUAAGACUGCACUGCUCCCUGUGACUAUUGAUGGUGAGGACGUCAAUGUAGUGAGGACCUACACCAGGAUGACAGACUUAAGAUAAGAACCAAUACAAAGGCUGUAAACAAGAAGGGUCGGAGUUGCCUCUACUUCCUGUGAGACUGAGGUACUUUGGAGUAUGUAGGCCUCUCCUUCUGUUGUCGCCAGUAUAAUCUUUUAUGCUGUGGUAUGCUGGAGCAAUGGCAUGAACAUGGGUGAUGUCAACAAGCUCACUAAACUGAUUAGAAAUGCUAGCUCUGUUAUAGGAGUCAAACUGGACACACUGGAGUAUCUGGUAGAACAAAGGACUCUCCAGAAAAUCCUGGCAAUUCUGGACAGUGUUUCUCACCCCCUGCGUGCCACCUUGGCUGAACAGAGGAGUACUUUCAGAAAUAGACUAAGACAACAGCACUGCUCCAAAGAGUGUUAUAUAUGGUCAUUCUUAACCUUGGCCCUUAGGCUCUAUACUCAGUCAACUUGUAACCGGGAAAGUAAUGGCCCCCUCCCCAGUUAAACUGUUUGAGGUAACUUAUUUUUUAUUCUUUCUUAUUUCUAUUUGAAUAUUUGUAAAUCUGUGCACUUGUAAUGCUACUGUGACACUGUAAUUUCAUUUGGGAUCAAUAAAAUAUCUAUCUAUCUAAGACUUUCCUAUCCAUGUACCUGUCCAAGUGACUUUUAAACACUGUAAUUGCACCUGUCUCUACUACUCCCUCGCUUCGCCUUCUCUCUGCACCUCUGUGUGAAGAGAGAAAUGUUGCUCCUCAGGUCCCCUUUCCUCUAAAUCUUUCCCCUCAUACCUUAAACCCAUGUUUUCUAAUUUUUGAUUUCUACCCUGGGAAAGCACUGUACCUAUUCAUCUUACCUGUACCCCUCUGUAAAGUCAGUCCUCAGACUCCAGCACCCCAAGAAUUAAAGGCACCAGCCUAUCUAGUCUCCCUUUAUAACUUCAGCAACAUCCUUGUGAAUCUAUUUUGCAAUCUUUUUGGCUUAAUAUGAAAUCUGAAAGCAAGCUAGCAAAUAAUGUCGAAGUGGAUAGUAAAGGUUUUUUCAAGUAUGUUAAAAAUAAAGGAGAAAUGAGAAAGUAGGUUAUAGCUGGGAAUUUAAUGCUCAAGGAUACACAGAGUAUGAAAAGGACAGGCAGGAAGGCAGAGAGGGUAGCGUUGCUCGAGAAACAUAGGUUAUUAUCAGUCCAAAGCCACUCUUUGCCUUCUGUGGGCAAGCCAAUUCUGGAUCCACAGAGCAAUGUCCCCUUAGAUCCCCUGCCUCCUUACUUUCUCAAUAAGCAAGGAGUACUUUAUAAAAUGCCUUGCUGAAAUCCAUAUACACUACAUCUACUGCUCUACCUUCAUCAAUGUGUUUAGUCACAUCCCCAAAUAAUUCAAUCAGGCUCGUAAGGCAAGAUCUGCCUUUGACAAAGUCAUACUGACUAUUCCUAAUCAUAUUAUGCUUCUCCAAAUGCUCAUAAAUCCUGCCUCUCAGGAUCUUUUCCAUCAACUUACCCACCACUGAAGUAAGACUCACUGGUCUAUAAUUUCUUGGGCUAUCUCUACUCCCUUUUUUGAAUAAGGGAACAACAUCUGCAACCCUCCAAUCCUCCGGAACCUCUCCCGUCUCCAUUGAUGAUGCAAAGAUCAGCAAUCUCCUCCCUCGCCUCCCACAGUAGCCUGGAGUAUAUCUCGUCCAGUUCCAGUGACUUGUCCAUCAAGUUGCUUUCCAAAAGCUCCAUCACACCCUCUUUCUAAUGUCUAUAUGCUCAAGCUUUUCAGUCCGCUGUAAGUCAUCCCUACAUUCGCCAAGGUCCUUUUCCGUAGUGAAUACUGAAGCAAAGUAUUCAUUAAGUACCUCCGCUAUCUCCUCUGGUUCCAUACACACUUUUUCACUGUCACACUUGAUUGGUCCUAUUCUUUCACGUCUUGUCCACUUGCUCCUCACAUACUUGCAGAAUGCCUUGGGGUUUUCCUUAAUCCUGCUGGCCAAGGCCUUCUCAUGGCUCCUUUGGUUCUCCUAAUUUCAUUCUUAAGCUCCUUCCUGCUAGCCUUAAAAUAUCAGGAGGGAGGAGAAGAUGGCGGCGCGAUGCUCCGGUGGUGAUAUCUGUUAUCU
Molecule: messenger RNA, 7692 nt
Organism: Mobula hypostoma (lesser devil ray)
Lineage: Eukaryota; Metazoa; Chordata; Chondrichthyes; Myliobatiformes; Myliobatidae
Gene: dnajc27
Product: DnaJ (Hsp40) homolog, subfamily C, member 27
Exons: 7
Coding region: 226-1038 (270 amino acids)
Biological process (GO): phagosome-lysosome fusion; vesicle-mediated transport
Cellular component (GO): late endosome; lysosome; trans-Golgi network
Molecular function (GO): GTP binding; GTPase activity
Source: RefSeq, a predicted model, not a curated record